Molecule: messenger RNA, 1992 nt
Organism: Suillus fuscotomentosus
Lineage: Eukaryota; Fungi; Basidiomycota; Agaricomycetes; Boletales; Suillaceae
Exons: 12
Coding region: 1-1992 (663 amino acids)
Source: RefSeq, a predicted model, not a curated record
AUGAUCCCUGCUUAUUACAAGAAUGGCCUCAGAUUUCUCAAUCACAUCAUCAUUUGUCUGCAAGAACUGCUGCAGCACCUAGGGCCUUCAUCUCAUUGGGACAUCUUACAGCUCAAAUAUGAGGCUUUUGGAAGGGAACUCUUGGUGCUCAGCAAAAUAAGGAAGGAGUUCAUUCAGGAGGUCCAGAAUGAAUUUAGGUUUCACCAGCCUGGAGUAAAGAAUAUGCAGUGGAUGUCACCUGUUUUGAACUCUUUUCUGGCCUACAUGUAUUACUGUGGAUCUGUAAAUCCUCAACACAAACCUCAUAUGAUGAAUGUGCACCUGGAUGAUCCUCAGACAUACAAUUGGCAUAGUUGGGCAAAUAAUCAAGAGAUUCCUGGAUUAUGGGGAAGACUUCCAGAGCAUCCUGCAGAAUACCAGACUGCCAUAUUUGAAGCCAUAAAUGCCAAGAUUGCACUGGAGCCUAACACGGAGUCUUCUGGGUCUUGCUCUGAAAUGUGGUGCAAAGGCAUCAUUAAUAUGAUGGUUCAGAUUAAACAGAAAAUCCAAGAUAGAAGUUCUGCAGAUAAGUCUGUACUGGAGGUGCUUGAAUCAUCUGUAGAUAUUGUUAAGAAUAAUGGAUGUGAGAAGCCAGUGAAGAAGGGAAGAGGCCGUCCAAAAGGAGUGCUCAAUAGCACUAUCAUGGAACUUCAAUCACUACCUAAAUCUCCUAUGAAACUCCGUAGCAAAAAUUCAGCUAGAUCAUCAUUUUUGUCACAAAAUGAUGAUGCAAUUUCAGAGAGAUCCCUUCCUGAAGUUGUUCAAGAGGACAUGAGAGAUGAUAUUUCAAGAACAGAGACUAUUCAAUCAGACAUGUCUUCAGCUUUCAAAAGAGCUGAAACUUUGAAUCAGAGGACACUCAAGUCAGAUCAACUAUCAUUGAAUCAGCAAACAGAUUUGAGGGCAGCAUCUAACUCUUCAAAGACAAGACCUAUAGAGAAUGAUGUACCUGCUCUGGAUCUAUCCAAAUUAUUCUGCAAAAAGUUCCAUCCAAAAUUUGGAAAAUCAUUAUUACUAUCAACACCUUGGGAUUAUUCUUUAGAUACCUGCAUGGUACCCAAUAAAGAGUCAGAAUCUUCAUUAUAUGAUGAGGUCAUAGACCAAGCUAUGGACAUCAACGUCAUAUUUCAAAACACCUCAACAUCUAAUUCUAGGGAUAUCUCUUUAGAGAUAUCAGAGGAUGUUAUAUUUUCUUCACCAAUAGUCAGUCUAAACUGUUCAGAAGAAUUUGAUCAAACUACAUCUGUUUCACCUGUUUCUUCAUCUUUAUCUAAAGAUGAUUUACCGAUACAAGUUGACUCUUCUCUUUCCUUGCCUGUGAUGGAGGAUAAGGAAUCACUCUUUAUUCCUUCUUCAUCUUUGUCUAGCCAGGAAGAAUCUGCUCAAACAUCAUUGAUCACCAGCAAAACAUCCAAGGGCACUCUAAUUUUCACCAAAAGCCUUGAUGAGAAAUUUGUCUAUGAUUCAGUCACCUUUGUACCCAAUGCACUCAAAUCCCAAGGCAAAACAAAAGCAAAAAGCAAAGGAAAAGGAAAAUCCAAGGAUCUGUCUGAAUUUAUCCAGUCUUCUCAAAGGAAUCAUGAAAUACCACCAAAGUCUAUAUCUCAGAUUCAGACCAGAAAAGAGAAGGAAAAGAGAAAGAUGGUGAUCUCAGAUGAAUCAUCCACAGCUGAUCCUAGUCCUAGCAUCAAGUCUAUGACCACCUUGACACUGCCUGCAAACAUAUCAAAGUCAGAUGAACUACAAAACAAUAUCAAGCAGCAAAUUAGGAAGGCAAUGACAGCCAAGGAUGUCCAAAAGCAAAUCAAGACUGAUAUGGAUAUCAUAGUCCGAUAUGUCUACUGGAUGAAAACCCAGAAAGAUACAGUCAAGCUUUCUAAAGAACCUAAAAUUGGGUUCAAAUGCUGGCAAAAAGUGCAGUCUGUCAGAAUCAGGGUAUCAGCAGAAGGCUAA